This is a messenger RNA of Xiphias gladius (swordfish), 3177 nucleotides long. It is a transcript of the gene sav1, whose product is annotated as salvador family WW domain containing protein 1. Gene Ontology annotation, biological process: hippo signaling; regulation of cell population proliferation; apoptotic process. Gene Ontology annotation, molecular function: molecular adaptor activity; protein binding. The transcript has 5 exons. The coding region runs from base 413 to 1657 and encodes 414 amino acids. Lineage: Eukaryota; Metazoa; Chordata; Actinopteri; Istiophoriformes; Xiphiidae. The record is from RefSeq and is a predicted model, not a curated record.
UCCGUGUGCAGAGCUCACAUCUCCUGUGAUCGGUUUGGAGUCAAGGCACUCGUACGCAUUUGUUAAAUUUUGCUGUCGCUUGUGCGUUGCGUCGGUGGACGAGCUGUGUACUUCAGUCAACCCUAUUUGUGUUUGUGCUCAACGGUCCGCUCGCAGAAGGGGCAGGACCGCGCAGUAACCAUUCCCGGUGAGGAACGGCGGUGGGAGUGCAUCGCUGCUCAGAGCGGACUGGACCGCCGCAGGAAAGACGCUCCCAGUCGCUCGAGUUAGCUGGCUAACUUGACGCUAGCUGAUCGGAAGCUUAAAAUGUCGUCUCUCUGCGCUUUGCAAAGUGAACGGGACGGUCGCAGAGUCGAGGGAUUGUGCCAUGAGAUUGCAGCGCCGUGUUGUUGAUGUUUCCGAGCCUUGAGUUAUGCUCUCACGAAAGAAAAGUAAAAACGAAGCGUCGAAACCAGCCGAGGUACACGGGAAAUAUGUGAAGAAGGAAACGUCGCCGCUCCUGAGAAAUCUUAUGCCCUCAUUCAUCCGCCAUGGACCCACUAUUCCCAGACGCACAGAGGUCCCUCUGCCAGAUAUGGGGCCCUCUGCCUACUCUGUGGCACCCAGCCGGGAGCCCGUGGUGUCGCGCAACAAGAGUUUCCUCCGUACCCCUGUGCAGAGGCCUCCUCAUGAGGUGGCCCGCAGAGAGAGCCACCGCAUGUCAGCACCCCCAUACUUGCCUCGCAGUCUGGGAGACCUGCCCCACGAGUAUGGAGGCUCUUCACAGUCCUUCCUCACAGACGUGAGCCCCAUGUCUGAGAAUGGAGAUGCUGCCCGCUAUUAUUACCCUUCUGAACCUUAUUAUGACAGCCAGCAGCAGCAGCAGCAGCAGCAGCAGCAGCAGCAGCAGCAGCGUCAGCCAAGGAGGGUCCCAGACCGCUUUCCUGAGGACUAUAGAUACUAUGAGCACAAUGAACACAACUUCCAAAGACUUCCCCGACAGCACACUCCCCCAGCUCCAAGCAGACCCCCUUCAGGCAUAGGUCGAAUACAGGCCAAGUCCCUGGGGAACCUCUCCAGUAUAACGGGAGAGGACCUCCCACUUCCGGCCGGCUGGACCGUUGACUGGACCAUCCGUGGCAGGAAGUACUACAUUGACCACAACACUAAUACUACACACUGGAGCCACCCUCUGGAGAGGGAAGGGCUCCCUCCAGGCUGGGAGAAGGUGGAGUCAGCUGAGUUUGGGGUCUACUACGUGGAUCACAUCAACAAGAGGGCACAGUAUCGUCACCCCUGUGCUCCAAGCGUGCCUCGCUAUGAUCAGCCCCCACCACUACCACCGCCUGUGACCUAUCAGCCACGUCCCACAGAGAGGAACCAGCCGGUGCUUGUGCCAGCUAACCCAUACCACACAGCCGAAAUCCCAGACUGGCUGCAGGUGUACGCCCGUGCACCACUAAAGUAUGACCACAUCUUGAAAUGGGAGUUGUUCCAGCUGGCCGACUUGGACACGUAUCAGGGCAUGCUGAAGCUGCUCUUCAUGAAGGAGCUGGAACACAUUGUCAAAUCCUACGAGGCGUACCGACAGGCGCUGCUGUCCGAGGUGGAGGCUCGCAAACAGCGGCAGCAGUGGUACGCCCAGCAGCCCAACAAGAACUUCAUGGGGAACAUGUGAUCUGUGUGUGUGUGUGUGUGUGUGUGUGUGUGUGUGUGUGUGUGUGUGUGUGUGUGUGCGGCAGGGACGCUGCACUGCCACACCUCUCUGAGGUUUCCACAGUUUGGGAGCGGUCAGGGUUUCUUUUGAAAUCAUGAUUGACUCUUAAUUGCCUCUUUACCAAACACAUCUGUGCCUUCGCUUGAUCCAAAUAUAUCAGCCAGGAAGUUGAGACGCACAUUGGCGGGGGGGGGGGCCCUCUUCCCCCCCCACGUUACGCUCAGUUCACUCAAUUUAUGAAUGACCGUGUGACUGAAAAACACUCCAAUGAAGAAAAGAAACCUAUAAUGUGCUACAUCUGGGGAGACUGCUUGUGGUGCCAUUUACAGCCACUGCCCUGAGAACUGAAUUGCUGUAUGGAUUUCUGUUUUUAAGACUGAGGAGAACAGAGUCUGAAAAACUCUGGAUUUUCGUUCAAAAACACCCUGAGAUUGUGCCUUUUUUUUUUUUUUUUUAAUAAAUAAAACGCAGCAUUUUUAAAAUGUCUGCUCAUAUCGUGUAUACACCGGCUACUCCGUCAUUUUUUCCUGUGGGAGAAAACGACAGGCAGCUUCUUCUAAUUUGUUAGCGUAUGAAAUACUUCAUGACUGUUGUUCCUUUGCUAUGUUACCCUCAUAAACUGAAACCACACUCUUUUACAUUAAACAAAAAGUGUGUAUUUUUCUUUUUUUUUUUUUAUGACAUACUGUAUGCUUUAUAAGACAAUCCACCAAAACUUUAACGGAUAUUUAAGUUUUGAUAUGAAACACGUCUUUAUUUAAAAACCUUUUGAUGGAUGAAGCAUCACAUUUGAUGCAGUGGUUUGAGCAUCUCUCGGCUCUUUGGCAUUACUGUAAGUCAGGAAUAUUCUUGUGUUUGUGUGUAUAAUGAAACAUAAAUAAGCUACUGGAACUUUUUAAAACACUUCAGAAGACACAUUAAGUUUGCCAAACAAGUGCAAUUCAAUUUCUUCUUGUUUCAUUCUUUCUGAAUAUUUCUUGCCUUGGUGAUGCCUUAUUUUUAUGGACUGACAUAUCUCUUUUGGGAUUACAUGGAAGUACAGGUUCUUGGAACCAUAUUCUAUUGAUUAGCAAUAAAUUAAACCUUUUUAAGAUAUUCAGAAACGUCUUAAAGUCUGAGGUUUUGUCUAGUAGGGACUGGUGCGAGUGUUCUAUAACUGCGUUGAUAACGUUAGGAAAGAUAAAUCGAUUACCACACUUUAACGUUUAAAAAAAGGUGUCAGGAGCUGGCGAAAAUAUGACUGGUUUAUAGGAGUUUUAUAUGAGUGAAUGCAAAUCCAUACACUUCUGAAUGUCGUAAAAGGGUGUGUGUUUAGGUAACAGUAGAAUAGGUUGGUAAAGAACCUUGGGCUUCUCUUCAAUGAGUUCUUCACUAUGCAAGAAGGUCUCGAUCGCAUCUUUUCAGAAUGGUGUCAUCAUUUUGUACAUAUCUCAUGUUGUGGAUUGCAAAUACAGGACAUAAGCAAUAAAGUCUGCAGUGAA